GCGGCGGAAACGCGAGCCUUGGAGGAUUCCCGACGCUGACGUCAGACCCGCGCGGAACAGGGGAGACGUGGGGCAGCGAGUGACCAUGACGAAAUUAGCGCAGUGGCUGUGGGGACUGGCGCUUCUAGGCUCCACCUGGGCGGCCCUGACCAUGGGAGCCCUUGGCCUGGAGCUGCCCUCGUCUUGCCGGGAGGUGCUGUGGCCACUGCCCGCCUACUUGCUGGUGUCUGCUGGCUGCUAUGCCCUGGGCACUGUGGGCUAUCGCGUGGCCACUUUUCACGAUUGCGAGGACGCCGCCCGUGAGCUGCAGAGCCAGAUCCAGGAGGCCCGAGCCGACUUGGCCCGCAGGGGGAUGCGCUUCUGACACCCUAACCGAAUUCCCGCCUGGACAGCCUGCUCUCUCAUUCUCCCAUUAAAGAGCCAGUUUAUUUUCUAA
Phacochoerus africanus (Common warthog) is the source of this 436-nucleotide messenger RNA. RefSeq names its product dolichyl-phosphate mannosyltransferase subunit 3, regulatory (gene DPM3). The coding region runs from base 86 to 364 and encodes 92 amino acids. The record is from RefSeq and is a predicted model, not a curated record. Gene Ontology annotation, biological process: GPI anchor biosynthetic process. The transcript is spliced from 2 exons. Lineage: Eukaryota; Metazoa; Chordata; Mammalia; Artiodactyla; Suidae. Gene Ontology annotation, cellular component: endoplasmic reticulum membrane; dolichol-phosphate-mannose synthase complex.